This is a messenger RNA of Mesocestoides corti, 1233 nucleotides long. The record is from the annotation of a GenBank genome assembly. NCBI's taxonomy places the organism in Eukaryota, Metazoa, Platyhelminthes, Cestoda, Cyclophyllidea, Mesocestoididae.
AUGCCCAUGUAUGACUCAAUAAUAGGAGAGAAGACAGCAAUAAUAUUUGACCUUGGUAGAACUUACAUAAAGUGCGGUUUCGCUGGAGAACCCAGCCCAAGGUUCAUUCUUUCCUCCCCUUUUGCGAAUAUCGAUUUGGUUAAGACCAAUCUAUUUGAGACUCUUAAAGAACUGUUUCAUCGCAUGUGUUACAAGUACGACUUUUCCACAAAUUUAAUUGUAAACGCAAAAGAGCGCCGCGUAGUAAUAGUGGAAUCGUUAAUGACACCAACGCAUUUCAAACAAUCUAUCGCAGAGGUUCUGUUUAUGCAUUUUGAGGUGCCGUCUAUUCUGUUCGCUCCUUCCCACCUUGCUGCGCUUUUCACUCUCGGCAUCUCAACUGCUCUUGUUAUCGAUUGCGGUUAUUCCGAUGCUGUGGUUCUCCCGGUCUAUGAAGGCUAUACAAUGCUGAACACGUGGCAAUCAGCUCAACUCGGCAGCAAGUACAUCCACGCGGAACUGGAGCGUCAACUGCGAGACUUCGCUUUCUUCACUGAGGAAGGCAGUGAUGUGCAGCAGCGCAUUCCCCCGGACACCCAACUCCCCGAAGACCUCAUCGAAGACAUCAAAGUGCGCGCCUGUUUCGUCAGCCCCAUGGAGAGGUCUGCUCUUUGGAACAAUUGGCUCCUUCUUACGCAUGAUGGCAAGGACCUUGAGGCCGUCGACCACAUCCCCACGCCGCACUUCGCCACCGAGACCUUCUCCUGCUCCCUGGGCGGCUCCGACGGACGCCUCAUGCACAUUCCUUCUCGUCUCCGCGAGACUGCCGUCGAAGGCCUUUUCCACGGACAGGACGCUGACAAUGUCACCAUCCAGUCUCUCGUUCUUGAAUGCCUCCUCAUGUGUCCUAUUGACUGUAGGAGGGAGUUGUUGGCGAACAUCGUGUGUAUUGGAGGCACGACGAUGUUGCCGGGCUUCAAGGAACGCCUCAAUGAGGAGCUCAAGGCGGCUCUUGAGUUGCCGCGCUACGCUUGCCUGGCCGCACUCAAAGACGCCAUCCUGUUCCACGAUCCACCUGCGAAGGCAAACUACACGGCUUGGCUUGGAGGUGCCAUAUUCGGAGCCCUGGAAAGCCUUCCUCUGAGGUCAUUGUCCCGCGCCACGUACCUUGAAAACAAGGUUCUGCCAGACUGGAACGUGGUGUAUGAUUUCGAGGCGGUGGAAUCGGAUGUGGAGAAGAAAUACUCGCGUUGA